AUGGAACUCGAUGAGGAGGCCACAGAUGCGAGUUUAAGUGAGCGGUGUGAUAUGGAUACACGGUAUCGUCGCGUUAAGGGCUUUCUUCUACGAAAGCAACCACCUCCUACGGCCGCGCAAAAUAUGUCGAAUGAGUCGAUGCUAUUAGCGAGCUCGACACUCAAUAGUUCGGGACGAUCAGGUGCAGUGAAUUUGCGGCUUCCAAACAUCGAAUUGCCUACGUUCGAUGGCGAUUCCACCAAGUGGUUAACGUUCCACGACCGAUUUGUGGCGAUGAUCCACAGUGCCAGUGAGAUACCGAAUAUAAUGAAGCUGCAGUAUCUGCUGUCCUCCUUGAAGGGCGAGGUUGGUUUGCUUUUCGAGCACACCACGUUGACAGCAGACAAUUGCGAGGUGACGUGGGCUGCCUUGCUGAAGCGGUACGACAAUCCGCGUACGCUGAUCCGGGAGUACUAUCGGAAGAUUCAUCACCUGCCGGCAGUGAGCUGUGACAACGUGAACGAUUUGGCGCUGCUCGUCGAUGAAUUCACGCGGCGAUGA
This is a messenger RNA of Anopheles merus, 540 nucleotides long. RefSeq lists its product as uncharacterized. The record is from RefSeq and is a predicted model, not a curated record. The transcript has a single exon. Bases 1 to 540 code for a protein of 179 amino acids. Lineage: Eukaryota; Metazoa; Arthropoda; Insecta; Diptera; Culicidae.